UGCUCCCCGGGUCAGCUGACUAAGUGUCAGUCAGACGGUGCAGGAAGUGUAUGAGUGGAGAGCGGAGUGCAGGCAGGAGCCGCCCGACAACCAUGGCGACCAGUGUCAGCACCCAGCGGGGACCGGUGUUUAUUGGUGAACUUCCACAGGACUUCCUGCGCAUCGCACCCACCCAACAGCAACAGCAGAUCCAGCUGGAUGCCCAGGCUGCACAGCAGCUACAGUACUCAGGAGCAAUGGGGACUAUGGGCCGUGUCAGCAUCACUGUGGUUCAGGCCAAGCUUGCAAAGAACUAUGGUAUGACACGAAUGGAUCCCUACUGCAGGAUACGUUUGGGGUAUGCGGUGUAUGAGACUCCGACAGCACAUAAUGGCGCUAAAAAUCCCAGAUGGAACAAGGUGAUCCAGUGUACUGUUCCACCCGGAGUGGAUUCCUUCUACCUGGAAAUCUUCGAUGAGAGAGCAUUCUCCAUGGAUGAUCGCAUUGCAUGGACGCACAUCACUAUUCCAGAAUCGCUCAAGGAUGGGAAGGUGGUGGAUGAAUGGUUCAGCUUGAGUGGCAGGCAAGGAGAUGACAAGGAAGGCAUGAUCAACCUGGUUAUGUCUUACACGUCUGUGCCGGCAGCAGUGAUGAUGCAGUCUCAACCUGUGGUGUUAAUGCCUACGGUCUACCAGCAAGGUGUCGGCUAUGUGCCCAUAGCAGGUAUGCCAGGCAUGUACAAUCCUGGAGUACAAAUGACUCUACCACAGUCAGCAGUGAAUCCCCAGCAUCAAAAUUGGGAAGAGGACAUUAAAGCCCUCAAAGAUAUGUUCCCAACAACAGACCCUGAGGUCAUUAAAUCAGUCCUGGAGGAACACAGAGGGAACAGGGAAGCUGCAGUCAACUCCCUUCUACAAAUUGUGGAAGACUCUUAGUGGCAUCACCAUCUUUUUGCCUUGUAGAUUUCCUUUUCCUUGCCAGUGUCCUUUUUUGACUUGCCAAGAUGGAAUUUUCUUUGACUUCUUUCCAGCCCUCGAAAUAUUCAGUUGUGACUGAUCAUUUGUGUUUGUGUAUUUGGCUUCUGCACAGUUAAUGGUGUUGGAACUUUCCAAACAUACUCCUGACCCUGCAGUGCUCUACUAAUGG
Molecule: messenger RNA, 1125 nt
Organism: Nanorana parkeri
Lineage: Eukaryota; Metazoa; Chordata; Amphibia; Anura; Dicroglossidae
Gene: TOLLIP
Product: toll interacting protein
Exons: 6
Coding region: 51-914 (287 amino acids)
Biological process (GO): ubiquitin-dependent protein catabolic process
Cellular component (GO): cytoplasm
Molecular function (GO): ubiquitin conjugating enzyme binding; ubiquitin binding
Source: RefSeq, a predicted model, not a curated record